UUGCCGAAAUGGGCCCUUUAAAAAAAUCUGGUGGCUUUGAAUUGGACUGCCUGUCAGUGAAGCGGGAACAGUGAAACCGCGGUCAUUCGCCUUUACCCCGUCAUGGGUCAUCUCAUUACAGUAGCAACAUGCUCGCUGAACCAGUGGGCUCUCGACUUCUCGGGAAAUCUAGAACGAAUCUUAAGUAGUAUUCGUAUUGCCAAAGAACGAGGUGCCACCUUACGUGUAGGCCCUGAACUCGAAAUAACUGGCUAUGGAUGCUUUGAUCACUUUCUUGAAGGUGAUACAUAUUUGCACUCAUGGGAAAUGAUUGCAUCCAUUUUGAGCUCUCCUGAAACGGAUGAUAUCUUGCUGGAUAUCGGCAUGCCAGUCAUGCACAAGACUGUAAAAUACAAUUGUCGUAUUGUAGUACUCAAUCGUAAAAUUCUUCUGAUCCGCCCCAAGAUGUUCCUCGCUAACGAUGGAAACUACAGAGAAUUGCGUUAUUUCACCCCAUGGGUGAAGGAAAGGCAAGUAGAGGAGUACUACCUUCCUCGCAUGAUACAGGAAAUCACUGGUCAGAAAACUGUUCCUUUUGGUGAUGCUGUCAUCAGCGCUAAGGAUACUUGUAUUGGUUGUGAAACAUGCGAAGAGCUAUUUACACCACAAAGCCCACACAUUGGUAUGGGUCUGGAUGGCGUUGAAAUCUUUACAAACUCCAGCGGCAGUCAUCACGAACUACGCAAGUUGAACACGAGAAUUGACCUCAUCAAAGAAGCCACUCAAAAACUUGGCGGUGUAUACUUAUAUGCAAAUCAACAAGGUUGUGAUGGUGACAGAUUGUAUUACGAUGGCUGCGCCCUGAUUGCUGUGAACGGUCAAAUUGUAGCUCAAGGAUCCCAGUUCUCGUUGCGGGAUGUGGAAGUCGUAACUGCUACCAUUGACAUUGAAGAUGUCAGGGCUUUCCGCGCGCGUACAGCUAGCAGAGGAAUUCAAGCCAGCAAGUCUGAGGCUUAUACCCGCAUUGAAGCCGACAUUGCCUUGUCUCAACCAAGCUUGGAUGCUGAUAUUCGUGUUUCUCCAGAUGCUCCUCGACCACCCACCUACCACACCCCAGAAGAAGAAAUUGCUCUGGGACCAGCAUGCUGGAUGUGGGAUUAUCUUCGACGAUCUAAGACCGGCGGCUUCUUCUUACCCCUUAGUGGUGGUAUUGACAGCUGUGCAACUGCCACUAUUGUUGCUUCCAUGUGUCGACUUGUAGUGAGUGCAGCCGAAGAAGGUAACCAGCAAGUCAUUUUGGACGCCCGUCGUAUUGCUAAUCAAGGCGAAGACUACAUACCAAAGGAUCCUAGAGAGUUUGCUCACCAUUUGUUCCAUACUUGCUAUAUGGGUACUGAAAACUCCAGCCAGGAGACACGAGACAGAGCUAAAAAGCUUGCAGAGGUCAUCGGGAGUUACCAUACUGACCUGAACAUGGAUGCUGUGGUCAGUUCCAUUCAUACCUUGUUCUCCUAUAUCACCGGUAAAACGCCAAAGUAUAAGGUACAUGGUGGAUCACAAACCGAGAACUUGGCUCUACAGAAUAUUCAAGCUCGUCUUCGCAUGGUCCUUGCCUAUCUAUUUGCCCAGCUGCUUCCUUGGUGCCGCGACAAGCCUGGUAGCUUGCUCGUUCUUGGCAGUGCCAAUGUGGAUGAAAGUUUAAGAGGCUAUUUGACAAAGUACGACUGUAGCAGUGCUGAUAUCAAUCCUAUUGGCGCCAUCAGUAAAACUGAUCUCAAGCGAUUCAUUGCCUAUGCUGAGACAGCGUUCGAGAUGCCCAUUCUGGCUGACUUCUUGAAUGCUACUCCUACCGCUGAGCUUGAGCCCAUUACUGCUGACUAUGUCCAGUCCGAUGAGGUAGACAUGGGAAUGACCUACAACGAACUUUCAAUAUUUGGACGCUUGCGCAAAGUCAGUCAAUGUGGACCUUUCUCCAUGUUUUCAAAGCUGGUGCACGAAUGGGGCGGUACACUCACUCCCACUGAGGUGGCGGCCAAGGUCAAGCGUUUCUUCUUCUACUACUCCAUUAAUCGUCACAAGCUCACUACUCUGACGCCAUCGUAUCAUGCUGAAAGUUACAGUCCCGACGAUAACCGAUUUGAUCUACGACCUUUCCUUUACAACGCUGCUUGGACUUGGCAGUUCAAACGUAUCGAUCGUGCCGCUGAGGCUCUUGAAGCCAAUGAUAAGAAAAAACAGUAGAUGUACAUUAUUAGCUUCAACAACCCUUUUUUCUCCCCGAUGCCUUUUUCGAUUGUUUUCUAUAUUUUUACUUCCUUUAUUCUAAAUUUACAGAUAGUGUUCGAUUGGUGAACAUUUGGUCAGCAACGCAUGCAUAGUGUGAUAAAAAAGGGAAAAGAAAAACAGUAGUGAUUAGCAAGAUUGGAUGUUGAUGGGAAAUGCUUGUUAUUCUUUUGAGUGUGAAAUGCGAUAAAAAAUGAAAUAAACGAUGUGGUGUGAAUAUAAUCCUUAGUAAAAGUCGCCACCGCCCUCUA
Molecule: messenger RNA, 2513 nt
Organism: Umbelopsis ramanniana AG
Lineage: Eukaryota; Fungi; Mucoromycota; Umbelopsidomycetes; Umbelopsidales; Umbelopsidaceae
Exons: 7
Coding region: 103-2220 (705 amino acids)
Biological process (GO): NAD+ biosynthetic process
Cellular component (GO): cytoplasm
Molecular function (GO): NAD+ synthase (glutamine-hydrolyzing) activity; glutaminase activity; ATP binding
Source: RefSeq, a predicted model, not a curated record